AUGGGAGACCAAGAUGGUCGUAGUUCGACCUCAGCUAGCAGGGAAGGCUCUAGUAUUGUGAUAACUUUAACUGACCCAGGACUGCUAGAUUGCCCAAUAUGCUGUGCACCCUUGACCAUCCCUGUCUUCCAGUGUGAUCAGAAUGGGCAUAUAGCUUGUUCCUUGUGCUGCAUCAAAAUCAAUAACAAAUGCCCCUUCUGUUCCUGCCCCAUUGGCUCUAAUCGUUGCCGUGCCAUUGAGAAAGUUGUGGAAUCAAGUUCAACACCAUGCCGAAAUAUCAAGUAUGGACAAACUUGCAAUAUUCCAGUUACUUACAACAAGAAGAAUGAACAUGAAAAGACAUGUGUGUGUUCACCUUGCUCAUGCCCUUAUCUAGGCUGCAUGUUUGUUUCCUCUGCCAAGGAGUUAUACCAACACUUCAGUAAUGAUCACUUGUAUUCGGCAAGACGCAUCCUGUAUGACAGAUAUGGCGGUCGUGCUUAUUUCCCAAUUAUAUUGAAAAAGAGUGACAGCGUUCUUGUUCUUCGGGAAAUGAAGAGCGAUACGUUAUUCAUCCUCCACAAUCGUAUUGAAGUUCUGGGAAAUGUUGUGACAGUUAGCUGUAUUCAACCUAGCUUCAUGGAUUAUUUUAACUAUCGUGUUUAUGUUGCUAACGACGACGACAAAAGUGUUCUGAAUUUUCAGUCUGUGACUAAAAGUACUCCAAGCCUGCAGGUUGAUGGCCCUUCUCCAAUCUGGUCUGGCAUUUCAGACUGA
Messenger RNA from Argentina anserina (silverweed cinquefoil), 756 nucleotides. RefSeq names its product putative E3 ubiquitin-protein ligase SINA-like 6. Gene Ontology annotation, molecular function: zinc ion binding. The record is from RefSeq and is a predicted model, not a curated record. Lineage: Eukaryota; Viridiplantae; Streptophyta; Magnoliopsida; Rosales; Rosaceae.